Gongylonema pulchrum is the source of this 288-nucleotide messenger RNA. The record is from the annotation of a GenBank genome assembly. Lineage: Eukaryota; Metazoa; Nematoda; Chromadorea; Rhabditida; Gongylonematidae.
AUGUUGCUUGACAGUAUUCCUGAUGUGAACAUUGAUCCGGAAGGGGUCUUUAAGUACAUUCUAAUUAAGAUUACUGAAAUAGCAAUUGACGAAGAAAAAGUUAUUGUAAGGGGCUAUGCGCAUUGCAAAUGGCACAAAAAUAUAUUCAGGGAAACGCAGCAGGAAGUGGGCUCCCAGUUUUCGAUAAAGUGUGUUGGUGGCGGAUUCAUCAAACAUGAGCCUGGGAAGAAGUCUAUCCUUGUUUACGGACACUCGCAGGCAAUCACUUUUUUUAUCAUUUCUUGUUGA